AGUAACAAUUGUAUUGAUCCCCCUAUAGCGGGUGCCGGCCUAGCUGUGGUCCUUUCCCGCUGCUGCCUCAUGCAACAUGUCUUCCGAAGGAUAUUCAGAACAAAGUGGCCCGGAUGAUGUUUCACAUGGCAUGGACCAUGAUCUUAUUGAGUCUAACUGGGAUGAAGUCGUUGAGAGUUUUGAUGAUAUGAACUUGAAGGAGGCUCUCCUACGAGGAAUCUACGCGUAUGGUUUCGAAAAGCCAUCCGCUAUUCAGCAAAGAGCUAUUCGUCCUUGCUGCCAAGCACGCGAUGUUAUCGCCCAAGCUCAAUCAGGAACUGGCAAAACUGCCACCUUUGCCAUUUCCAUCUUGCAAGAAAUAGACACCAACUACAAAGACAAAAAUGGCUGUGACUGCUGCCAGGCGCUAGUCCUGGCCCCGACGCGUGAGUUGGCCCAGCAGAUUCAGAAGGUGGUGCUGGCCCUGGGUGACUACAUGCACGUCAAGUGCCACGCCUGCAUUGGUGGAACCAAUGUCAGGGAGGACCGUAUGAAGCUUGAAGAGGGUGUCCAUGUUGUGGUUGGGACACCAGGUCGUGUCUUUGAUAUGAUCAACAGGGGAGUUCUCAACACAAGAGACAUCAAGCUGUUUGUACUUGAUGAGGCUGAUGAGAUGUUGUCACGGGGAUUCAAGGAUCAAAUCUAUGAUGUGUUCACACGUCUGCCUACAAGUGUCCAGGUUGUGCUACUGUCUGCCACUAUGCCCACUGACGUCCUGGAAGUGACCAAUAAGUUCAUGCGUGAUGUUGUCCGCAUCCUUGUGAAGAGGGAGGAAGUGACCCUGGAGGGAAUCAAGCAGUUCUUUGUCCUUGUAGAAAAGGAGGACUGGAAGCUCGAUACUCUCUGUGACUUGUACGAGACUCUCACCAUUACACAAGCAGUUAUAUUUGCUAACACAAGGCGGAAAGUUGACUGGCUUGCAGCCAAGAUGACGGAGAAGGACCACACCGUCUCCUCCAUGCAUGGAGACAUGUCCCAGAAGGAGCGUGACAUUAUUAUGAAGGAGUUCCGCUCUGGCUCCAGCCGUGUGCUCAUCACCACUGACCUUUUGGCUCGUGGUAUUGAUGUCCACCAGGUGUCUCUUGUCAUCAACUAUGAUCUGCCAAGUAACAGGGAAAAUUACAUUCACAGGAUUGGCCGUGGUGGACGUUUUGGCCGUAAAGGUGCAGCUAUCAAUUUUGUGACAAAUGACGAUGUGCGGAUGUUGAAGGACAUAGAGCAAUACUAUAACACAAAAAUAGAGGAAAUGCCUAUGAACGUGGCUGAUCUCAUCUAAUAUGGACUUGUCAACUAAACAUCUGCCAUGGCUUCAUGAUGGCAGGGAAGAAAGAAAAAAAGAGAAAAAACUGGAAAUGUGCCAAACCAAGAAAAUAUAACAGCGCCACAGACCACACCCUGGGCUAUGAUUCACUGUCAGUAACUGCACAUCAGGACAAAUGAUAAGCAAACUUGUUUCAGUUAUCAGUCCCGUUCCAGUGAUGUACCAAUCCUGAGUACUGACACCAUGCAAUAGGCUUAAAAAAUGUACAGAAUUUUUACUUAGCUGGUUUAGGUCGUCAGGUUUAGUACAUUAGUCCCGCAUUGUGCUUUUUGUAGUCCUACUCAUUGAAGCAGGGCUAAAAUUGGCAAAUUGCUGUGAAAUGUUUUCAUCCCUGAAUCAGGGGGAACAAGGCUGUACUUUGCAUCCCUAAUAAAUAUAUGUUGGUGGUAA
This is a messenger RNA of Nematostella vectensis (starlet sea anemone), 1750 nucleotides long. Its product is annotated as ATP-dependent RNA helicase eIF4A. Bases 77 to 1315 code for a protein of 412 amino acids. NCBI's taxonomy places the organism in Eukaryota, Metazoa, Cnidaria, Anthozoa, Actiniaria, Edwardsiidae. The transcript has 11 exons. The record is from RefSeq and is a predicted model, not a curated record. Gene Ontology annotation, molecular function: RNA helicase activity; ATP binding; RNA binding.